GGAGAAGAGACAGCUCUUAGUCAGUUAGUGGUGGGUGACUAACUCUCUUGGAAAAAGUCAGUGUGGCAAGAGCAGUGGGAGAGAUAGGGACAAGACAUUAACUACAACAGAAAGAGGAAAAACUGCUUCAGGAGUCAAGACAUUGGAGAAUUGCUGCAGAAACACAAGAGAUGUGCAUUUGACACCGAGGGACGCAACAGCGAUUGAAGAAUGAACACUACCAGGGCUGAGCCAUAACGACAAGAAGCAGAGGACUACGCUAAUUUUAACCCGACUCCUGAAUACUUCACAGAGCUGGUGGCGCCAUUUUCAGCUUUUUCUGGACGUUCUGCUAAGUGCCAUGCCCCUGUUCAGCUGGAUGAAGUGGUCUCAUGUGACAAAAGUGCAGACUCAGAAUGAAGUGCCACCUCUUAAGAGCUCAGAGGUUGUGCCCAGCCGCAGGUUGAUCAGAGAGCUCCUGUGGCAUGUAGAAGAACGCGAACAACUGGCACAGGAAUUGGAGCGAGAGCACAGGUUGGCCCACAGCUCUCCGGGGCUCCAAUGGUUCCAGAAGUACCAUCGGUUGCGGACUCUCAUCCCCACAUCAGAGCUUUACCAGCUAGAGUUCCUGUGUGCCCAGAUACCACCGAUCCAUGCAGCCGCAGUCCUUUCCAGGUUUCGUGAGGUGCUGGCCACUAACAACAUAAGACCCUGGGAGCUGGUGUCGGUCUUCAAGCAGGUGCUGAGAGACUUUGUGAACCAUAAGCAAUAUGAUGAAGAGUAUGACUUCUCAGGUCAGUCAGCACAGCACAGACCAAUGGAGGCUUGGACCAGCCGCUAUAAAAUGAGGCAGGGCUUUGUCAAGACCACCAUCCCCAACUGUGGAGACUGCCCAAGGGAGGAGAUCCCAACAAUCUCUGGAUAUGUGGACUGGGCCAUGCGGCACUCCAGUUCAUUCUCAGGUUUCAGCGACUGGGAGCAUCCAUAUAACUAUCCAGCAUCUCUCAGGCCCAAUGGGACAUACAGCACUACACUGUGAAAAGACACUACAAACAUGAAACCACAUGAAAACAACAAACACAUUGAAAAUGUUAGUAGUUUUAGGUUUUUCAGAUUUGAGACCAAAAAUACAAUUCAUUACAAGGACUAGUUUGCCUUGCCUGCCUGCUCUGUAUAAUCCCGUUUUCCUGAGUGUUUUAUGAUGUCUUGAAAACAACCCUAGGUAAGUCUUUGUAGAGAUUAGGCUGUGUUUCAAAAGGCAAAUUGUCAGAGAUAAUGUGUGAGCACAGUAUGUGAGAACGUGCACAGCCUGAACCAAUUUUUUAGGUUUUAGGUGAAGCAGUGUGUGUCCCUGCAGCCGCACAUCACACGCUGAACAUGUUUUAGAGAAGUUAAAGCACAGGCCGAUAUUCUCCCAUUUCAUCUGAACUGUUUUUAGAGCCCUAUGGAUGCAAAACUGUCAAAAAGACUAAACAAAAUAAAAAUUAUAG
This is a messenger RNA of Platichthys flesus (European flounder), 1469 nucleotides long. RefSeq names its product RD3 like (gene rd3l). Lineage: Eukaryota; Metazoa; Chordata; Actinopteri; Pleuronectiformes; Pleuronectidae. The record is from RefSeq and is a predicted model, not a curated record. The transcript has 3 exons. Bases 341 to 1018 code for a protein of 225 amino acids.